This is a messenger RNA of Sitophilus oryzae (rice weevil), 1818 nucleotides long. Its product is annotated as zinc transporter 10-like. Gene Ontology annotation, molecular function: zinc ion transmembrane transporter activity. Bases 33 to 1553 code for a protein of 506 amino acids. The transcript has 6 exons. NCBI's taxonomy places the organism in Eukaryota, Metazoa, Arthropoda, Insecta, Coleoptera, Curculionidae. Gene Ontology annotation, cellular component: membrane. The record is from RefSeq and is a predicted model, not a curated record. Gene Ontology annotation, biological process: zinc ion transmembrane transport; detoxification of zinc ion; intracellular zinc ion homeostasis.
AUUGCAGCCAAGUGGUAAAACCAAUUGACGAAAUGAAAGACGCCGAAAGCACUGACAACAUCAAAGAAGAAGAAUGCUGCAGUAAACCGUCAGGUCAAGACAACAAAGUGAAGAAACAUAAUCCGAACAGGACGAAACAGGAAAACAAAUUGAAAAACACCUUCGGCUGGACCCGGAUAGACGUCAUCACCAUGCUGAUCUGUUGCGUCUUUUUGGGCUCGUUUUCCUUCUCAAUUUACGUGGAGGCCUUUCAAACUCUGGCGCACAUCGAUCACCAGGACGAGAUGCAUCACCCUUUGUUUGUUUUAUGUAUAGGUGCUGCAGGUCUUAUCCUUAACGGAAUUUGCUACCUUCUUAUCGGAGGAUACACUUUCCAUCAAGGCAGUUUUCUGUACGUCACCGAAAGUGGAGACGUCGUUUUAAAUAAAGUCGUUGUCAACGAUUCGGUGCGUAAAGGUGCAAGAAGAUUGUCCAGAACGAGACACAUAUUCUCAUCGCCUCCGAAAAAGAGACAAGGUUUAUGGGAGGCUACCAGAGAUGUUAUCGGGUGUGCAGUAGUGAUGACAUGCUCAGUUAUUAUACUCUUCAUUGAUCCUUACGUGGCAAAAUUCGUGGAUCCCAUUCUAUCCGUAGUCUCAGCUACCUGCAUCAUGAUUUUAAGCUACCCUUAUAUUAAAGAAAGUUGUUUAAUUCUGCUCCAAACGAUGCCAGAUACAAUUGAUAUCGAAACAAUGAAAAAAGAGUUGACAAAUCAUUUUCCUGAUAUAAUCAACGUACAUGAUUUUCAUAUUUGGCAACUCACAGCCUCUAAGAUCAUCUCGACAAUUCAUAUUAUAUUCGAAGAUCCUAAGGUUUAUAGAAAUAUAAUGGAGGAAAUUAAAGAAUUCUUUGCCGAAAAUGGAGUAACCCAAGUGACUAUACAACCAGAGUUCUUUCGACAAAGUGCUAGUUUGGAAAAACUAAACACCAAACUUCCUCCUGUUUGCUUGGUCGCGUGUCAAGGAGAAACGUGCAAAUUGAAUCAUUGCUGUCCAAGUUACGAGGAUUUAAACAUGUUCAAAUCUUCUUCGAAAGAAAUGUUUAUAUACUCGGAACGAUCAACGCCAACAUUGAAAGCUGUGAGAAUAAUAGACGAUGAACUGCACUCGUAUCAAGGCUCAACAUACAGUAUAAACACUAUUGGGACAUCUGGUGGGUUUAAAAUCGAAUCAGUUCUAGAAAAACCGGAUAUACAGGAAGAAGUUGAAGAGGAAAUUCGAAACUCGAAUGAAAAGGACUCGAAAACAGAUAACCCGCAAUCAGAUGAAACAUUGGAAGAAAGUACGACAGAAACAAACAAGUCCUUGACAGAAAAUAGCGAUACAAAAAAUACAGAUCACUGUGAUUCAGUAAAUAAGACAGAAUGUCCCGAAAUAAAUUUUUGUAACUUAAACCAACAAAAUAUCUCUUGUUCAAAUGAGCAUGAUAAAAUAGAUGUACAGACCAAAGAAGAAAAUACGAUUAAUGCAGUUACAGAUGAAAACAGAUCGACAAAUAGUACCGAAGAAAAGUGAAACAUAGUGACAAUACUUUUUUACGUAAAAGUGGCUGUGUUAGAAAUUAAGAGUAUUUUAAAAUGUCCAUAUAUAUUUUUAUAAGAUCAAUUAGCCAAUAAUCGAAUAAGUUUGAGAACACUACCCAAGUAGCACUUUCAAGACUUGCGACCACAUGUUUACCAAACACAACGUUGGAUUAGUUACAAAAAAUAGUUAGCUCCGUACCUUAGGUAUUAAAAUAAAUAUAAACGUUGUUGUAACGUUGUGCCGACGUUGAACUAGU